This is a messenger RNA of Condylura cristata (star-nosed mole), 3183 nucleotides long. It is a transcript of the gene PMS1, whose product is annotated as PMS1 postmeiotic segregation increased 1 (S. cerevisiae). Gene Ontology annotation, biological process: mismatch repair. Gene Ontology annotation, cellular component: MutLalpha complex. NCBI's taxonomy places the organism in Eukaryota, Metazoa, Chordata, Mammalia, Eulipotyphla, Talpidae. Gene Ontology annotation, molecular function: mismatched DNA binding; ATP-dependent DNA damage sensor activity; ATP binding. Bases 219 to 3005 code for a protein of 928 amino acids. The record is from RefSeq and is a predicted model, not a curated record. The transcript is spliced from 14 exons.
GCCUGGGCUGCCGGCGGGACGCCAGCUCGUCCGCUAGUGGAUGGAUGGUAAUUGUCCGCCUCGUGCGAACAAGAAGGUGCACUAUUGUCUUGAACUGACUUUCCUAGGCAUCAGGCGUCUCAAAGAGUUUUUGAUUUUCUUCUCAGCAAAUAUGGAAGACUGAUUCCUCACAGUCCAAAACCUUCUGUGCUGUAACUUCUGUUCUUUUUAAAGCUACAAUGAAACAGUUGCCUGCAGCGACAGUUCGACUCCUUUCAAGUUCUCAGAUCAUCACUUCAGUGGUCAGUGUUGUAAAAGAACUUAUUGAAAACUCCUUAGAUGCUGGUGCCACUAGUAUUGAUGUUAAGCUGGAGAACUAUGGAUUUGAUAAAAUUGAGGUGCGAGACAAUGGUAAGGGUAUUAAAGCCAUUGAUGCACCUGUAAUGGCAGUGAAAUACUACACCUCAAAAAUAGCCAGCCAUGAAGACCUUCAAACUUUGACAACUUACGGUUUUCGUGGAGAAGCUUUGGGAUCAAUUUGUUGUGUAGCUGAGGUUUUAAUUACAACAAGGACGGCUGCAGAUAAUUUUAGCACUCAGUAUGCUUUAGAUAGCAGUGGUCACAUAAUUUCUCAAAAACCUUCACAUCUUGGUCAAGGUACAACUGUAACUGCUUUAAGAUUGUUUAAGAAUCUGCCUGUAAGGAAACAGUUUUACUCAACUGCUAAAAAGUGUAAAGAUGAAUUAAAAAAGGUCCAAGAUCUCCUCAUAAACUAUGGUAUACUUAAACCUGACUUGAGGCUUACAUUUAUACAUAACAAGGCAGUUAUUUGGCAGAAAACUAAAGUAUCAGAUCAUAAGAUGGCUCUCAUGUCUGUUCUGGGAACUGCAGUUAUGGGCAAUAUGGAAUCCUUUCAGUACCAUGUUGAAGAUUCUCAGAUUUCUCUAAAUGGAUUUCUUCCAAAAUAUGAUGCAGAUCACUCGUUUACAAGUCUUUCAACCCCAGAAAGGAGUUUCAUCUUUAUAAACAGUCGACCAGUACACCAAAAAGACAUACUAAAGUUAAUCCGACAUCAUUACAAUCUGAAAUGCCUAAAGGAAUCUACUCGUUUGUAUCCCAUUUUCUUUUUGAAAAUUGAAGUUCCUACAGCUGAUGUGGAUGUAAAUUUAACACCAGAUAAAAGUCAAGUAUUAUUACACAAUAAGGAAUCUAUUUUAAUUGCUCUUGAAAAUCUGAUGACGACUUGUUAUGGAUCAGUACCUGGUACAAAUUCUAAUGAGAAUAAUAAAACAGAUGUUUCCUCAGCUGACAUGAUUGUUAGUAAGAUAGCAGAAACAGAUGUCCUUUCAAAUAAGAUAGAAUCAUCUGGAAAUAAUUACGCAAAUGUUGAUACUUCAACCAUUUCUUUACAAAACGCAAUAUAUAAUGAUGAAUCUGGAAGAAGCACUAAUUGUUCAAAUAAUCAGAUAAGUAUUGAUGACCAUUAUGAUGAUCAUUUCAGCCAUGAACUUUCUAGCAUUGAUAUGAACACUAAAAAUACAUUUCAAGAAACCCCAAAGGAUAAUUUAUCAAGUGAGGAAGUCCAGAAGGACAAUAGCAAAACUUGUUUUAUAGGUUCUGUUGACCAUGUCGUCGCAGAAAAUGGCAAUAAAAGCCUUAUAGAUCAGAAUGGGAAAAAUAAGAAAGAAAUAGUUCCUGAGAAGUCUUUUGAAAUUUGUGCAGACGACUGGAGCAAGGGAAAUGUACUUAAUUCAGUGGGAGAAAACAUUGAACCAGUGAAAAUUUUAGUGCCUCAAGAAAGUUUAACAAGUAAAGUAAGUGAUAAUAAUCAUUCAAGCCCUGAGCCAAAAAUUCUCAGUGAAGGCCCAUGUAACAAAAAAUCAAAUGUGGUAGAUAAUAAAUCUGGACAGCUUACUGCUUAUGAUUUAAUUAGCAAUCGAGUAAUAAAGAAGCCCAUGUCAGCAAGUGCCCUCUUUGUUCAAGAUCAUCGAGCUCAGUUUCUCACAGAAAACACUAAGAGCAGUUUGGAGGAUGCAACAGUACAGAUUGAAGAACUGUGGAAGACAUUGAGUGAAGAGGAAAAAUUGAAAUAUGAAGAGAAGGCUACUAAAGAUUUGGAGCGGUACAAUAAGCAAAUUAAGAAAGCCAUUGAACAGGAGCCACAAAUACCAUUAAAAGAUGGCAGAAAAAAGAUUAAGCCUGCAUGGAAUUUGGCACAGAAGCACAAGUUGAAAACCUCAUUAUCUAAUCAGUCAAAACUUGAUGAACUCUUUCAAUCUCAAAUUGAAAAAAAAAAGAGCCAAAACAUUAGAACAGUUCAGAUCCCCUUUUCAAUGGAAAACUUAAAAAACAAAAUGCAGAAACAUAAGAAAUUUGACUUAGAAGAGAAUGAUGAAUUUUGUUUGAUCCAUAAUCUCAAAUUUCCUGAUGCUUGGCUAAUUUCAUCUAAAACAGAGGUAAUGUUAUUAAACCCAUAUAGAGUGGAAGAAGCCCUGCUAUUUAAAAGACUUCUUGAGAAUCAUCAACUUCCUGCGGAGCCACUGGAACAACCAAUUAUAUUAACAGAGAGUCUUUUAAAUGGAUCUCAUUAUUUAGAGAUUUUAUAUAAAAUGACAUCAGGUGACCAGAGAUGCAGUGGGUCAACUUACCUCUCUGAUCCUCGUCUUACAGCAAAUGGUUUCAAGAUAAAAUUGAUUCCAGGAGUUUCCAUUGCUGAAAACUACUUGGAAAUAGAAGGACUGGCUAAUUGCCUCCCAUUCUAUGGAGUGAUGGAUUUAAAGGAAAUUCUUAAUGCUAUAUUAAGCAAAAAUGCAAAGGAAGUUUAUGAAUGUAGACCUCGCAAAGUGAUAAGUUAUUUAGAGGGAGAAGCAGUGCGUCUAUCUAGACAAUUACCCAUGUAUUUAUCAAAAGAGGAUAUCCAAGAGAUUGUCUACAGAAUGAAAUGCCAAUUUGGAAAUGAAAUUAAAGGAUGUGUUCAUGGCCGCCCGUUUUUCCAUCAUUUAACCCAUAUUCCAGAAGCUUCAUGAGUAAAUGUUUAAGACAACUAGUAUUGAAAUUAAAUUGUCAUAAAAUAAUAUGGGUCAGUUUUUAAAUCAUCUUUGUAAUAUCAUGUGUUAAAUGCUUAUUUUGUAAGAAUCACUGACUUGUUUGUAUAUUGAAAAAAAUUACCAAAACUAGAACGCUUAAAUAAAUAUAGAUAAUUCA